AAACUAGCUAGCAGCUAAUAUCUGACUGCGUUUUAAAUGUGCCAUAAACUCGGCUUUAAAUCAUAUAUACAGACAAGUUGACGGUAGAAGUAAACUUAGAGGAAACAUACAGAAAAGAUAAUAUGGAAUGAAAUCAUCGACCUGUCGGUGUAUGUUGCGUGAAACAGAUACCAGCUGUGAAGACUGCUACCUUUAGGCUAAUUCACGUUAGCUUCACAAGCUAGCCGACAUCACUCGACCAGAUUGGGUCAAAAUAAAAGGAAAUCCAAAAUGUCUCAGUGGAUCUGCUGCAACUCCUGCUUUUAUCCACCCUCCUCAGAGCGCAGACUGGCCCUCACGACGUGCGGGCAUGUCAUUUGCAGUGUUUGCCACCACAAAGGUAAACGAGGCGAGUGUUUAAUAUGCGGUGGCCGAUGUCAUGUGUCGCCUCUUACUGACCAAAGCAGCACAGAAGUGAAGGCCCUGUUCUCCAGCAUCGACGUCGUGGCAAGCAAAUAUUUCUCAGAAAUCAGCAAAGUGCACAUGUUCCAGGCAAGACAUCAGAAAAGGCUGCUGACACACUUCCAGAAAAGGAAUGAGAAGCUCGAGGAGGUCCUUGUCAAGAUGAAGCAGCAAAUGCAGCACAUGGCCAAGAAGAUGAACGAACAGAGUGCCUACAUUGCCAAGCUGGAGUAUUCUCUUCAGAGUGCAACAUCAAAGUCUCAGAUGAGCCACAGCUCCCAAGCCUCACAGGGACGAAAAGCAGUGGUCCAGAUCCCAUUUAAUUCUCCUGUGUCGCUCUCCAGACAUUCCUCAUCCAGCAACAUCGCUGACCACUUAGAGGGGGAUAAUCGUCGGUUCAGGAAACCUGCCAAUGUCCCCAGACUGUCAUUGAUCAGCCCUCCGCAAAACGGACGCAUGGGCACGGUGUCUCACAGACCGUCCAGCCAGAUAACAUUGGCCAACCACUCCACAUAUUCCGCCACAGUCAGUGGCUGUCAAAGACCACAGACCAGCCCAAAGUUAUCACCUGGACAACUCUCUGGUUGGAACUCUCCCAUCUUCCAGACGUCCCAGCCUUUCAGGUGCUCGUCUCUGUCCUCCCUGAGGCACCCUCCUCCUUAGCAGGUGGACGUACACGAUCACACUAACCGUCUCUAAGUGGAACUAUUUACAUAUUAGUCUGUGUGCUGAGCAUUAUGUGGUGUCUGAGUUGAUUAAAAGUCUAAAGAAAACAA
This is a messenger RNA of Entelurus aequoreus (snake pipefish), 1217 nucleotides long. RefSeq names its product probable E3 SUMO-protein ligase RNF212. The record is from RefSeq and is a predicted model, not a curated record. The transcript has 13 exons. The coding region runs from base 271 to 1104 and encodes 277 amino acids. Gene Ontology annotation, molecular function: SUMO transferase activity. Lineage: Eukaryota; Metazoa; Chordata; Actinopteri; Syngnathiformes; Syngnathidae. Gene Ontology annotation, biological process: homologous chromosome pairing at meiosis; reciprocal meiotic recombination; protein sumoylation. Gene Ontology annotation, cellular component: synaptonemal complex.